Corticium candelabrum is the source of this 1029-nucleotide messenger RNA. RefSeq lists its product as uncharacterized. The transcript has a single exon. NCBI's taxonomy places the organism in Eukaryota, Metazoa, Porifera, Homoscleromorpha, Homosclerophorida, Plakinidae. The record is from RefSeq and is a predicted model, not a curated record. Bases 1 to 1029 code for a protein of 342 amino acids.
AUGGGACGGCCAAAACGCGUAGCAAUUGGCCGUCGCACAUCAGCUGCGAAGAGAAUACGAAACAGCAGAGCUGAAGAAACAGCCGUUAGCCGUGAGUUGAGACUAGCCAUGAACAAUGACAGAACAGCCAGAGCGAGAGAGUUGGAAACAUCAGAGCAGCGGCAAGAGAGACUAUCUGCCAACAGAGAAAUAACCGCAAGAGCACGACAAGAAGAGACACCAGAGCAGCGACAAGCAAGAAUGUCUGCUGACAGAGAAGGCACUGCACGAGCACGACAAGAAGAGACACCAGAUCAGCGACAGGCAAGACUCAGAGAUAAGAAGGAAUCAAAACCAACAGUUGAACGAUGGAAGAGGAGAGCUUUUAACUACGACCAAUCGAUGGAUUACAGCGGACAUGCUGAUGUACAGAUUGGGGCAAUGUCCAAAGAGUGUCAGUAUUACCAUGCCCUAAAAUGGGUUGGCGAAGCACCGGGAAUGUGUUGCUCAAAUGGGAAAUUCAAUCUGCCUCUUAUCACAAACAUCCCCGAGCCGCUCAAAUCUUUGCUUCUCUUAGAGAAUCACGAUUCAAAGCAAUUUGUUAAUAACAUCAGAAAAUACAACUCUGCAUUCCAGAUGACAAGCUUUGGAUGUACAGAAAGAGUUUGUCUACCAGGAUUUAUGCCCACCUUUAAAGUUCAGGGUCAGGUCUACCACAGAAUUGGUGACAUGCAACCUCAGUCAGGAGAAAACCCAGAGUUUCUGCAGAUCUAUUUUAUGGGUCAUAAACAAGAACAAGCUGAGACACGAUGCAGAGCUGUGCCUGGUGUGAAGAUUGACAUCAUUUUGUCUCUUCAGGAGAUGCUCCACAACGUAAUCAACUAUGUGGCGAGCUUCAAGACUGCCCUAGAGAAGAUGGACCUACCAGAGAACCGCAUAGUUAUUCGACCAGACAAAGCUCCAACCAUGGAACAUCCAAGACGAUUUAACGCUCCACUGACAGAUGAAGUUGCUGUUCUCAUCGUUGGCCAACAAUUUCAACAAGCGUGA